Achroia grisella is the source of this 4262-nucleotide messenger RNA. RefSeq names its product sodium-dependent transporter bedraggled (gene bdg). Gene Ontology annotation, biological process: sodium ion transmembrane transport. Lineage: Eukaryota; Metazoa; Arthropoda; Insecta; Lepidoptera; Pyralidae. The record is from RefSeq and is a predicted model, not a curated record. Bases 540 to 4016 code for a protein of 1158 amino acids. The transcript is spliced from 16 exons. Gene Ontology annotation, cellular component: membrane.
UAUGUGCUCUGCGAUUCUUUCUCAAUUCACAAUAUUAUUUAUAAUUUUAACUAAAUUAUUGUAUACCUCUACACUCUAUAUUAUCGUGUUUAACUUUACUCAUGUCCUCUUCGCUUGUUAAUGUGGUAUAAAAUUAUAUUAAGUAAUAAUUAGCGAUAUAUACUACACUUAUGUUAAGGUAAAUACACAAGACCACCGAUUUCAAACUUGAAUGAAGUAAUUUAUUAAGUAUAUAGAUUUCAGAAAACAUGGUGUCCUUUGAAAGUAUGGAUUGAAGAAUAAAAUAGUCAUUGAUAUAAGACAUUUUUUUUUAUAAAAGUAUGCCUGUAGCCUGCUUCAGUCAAUAUGUGUACAUUGUAUCCUGAGUCAAAUGAUAAACUCUCAUGCUAGUGAGCAAGUUUAUGUGAAUAGUGAAAUUUGUGUCUGACUCACAUAAUUUUACUCAAUAUAUGUUUUGACAUCAAAACCGAAAUCAAAGAUAUAAAUUUACAGGGUUUACGCCAAAAAGAGCGGGCUAUGACUUAGGCCGUGCAAUUAAAAUGGAAGUGGUGUACGAAGAUCAUUAUGAACAAAGAGAAAAUCUGCCAGGAAGCAGUGCUGACAGUGACACUUCUAGCAGUAUAUUUGAAAGCAACGAUAGUGAAGAUUUCGAGAAAUCCUCCAAUGAUGGGGACUUAAAAGAGGAUCUUCAGAAAACGAUUCCAGAAUGCUAUCAGUCAGAUUCAAAUUUUUCAUCACACACUUCUAGUGACUUUAACGACGAUGAGUUUCAAGCUACAGCUCUUUGUCAAUUCAUGGACAUUUUGAAUGACCUAGAUGAAGUAUUAGACAAGUCGCUUUUGGCGUGUCUCGACGAUGGUGCACGAAGCUUGGAUAGUGAUGAAGAAGAUCUAAUAUGUAAAAUUAAAGAAGUAAUUGGUGAGAGAGUUGACAUAAAUGAUCCUUCUCAAGGGCCUAGUUCUAUUGACGACAAUACUCAAGUAGUUGUAGCUAGUGUAGAGGGAGUUAAUGAAAGAGCGAAUCUCAGUUAUUUAGGCCGUUCCAAAAGUUUUUCAGAUUUAUCUAACAGUCAUAGAGAGGUUUUGGUUUCUUCACUAGAACAUGCUGGUACCAAUGAUAGUAUACGAAAUUCAAUGAGAAGGUUGGAUCCAAUUGUUUUACCGGCCAUAACGAACCAAGAACCCUGUGAACCUUUAACAUUACCAGUUAUACUUUUUUUGGAGCAUCAUGUUAAUAUGAGACCGACUAGUGCUCCUAUACAAUUGCAGUUAACUGCCGCGAAUUUAAGUAGUGAUGGCAGUUCUGGCCCUCUGAUAGUAGGUCGUCGUACAUUACUUAUGAACCGAACUUUAUCGCUACCAUCUCCGGGGGAGAGUGACGUGACAACAGGUGACUGGACUGGACGUAACACUGUACGAAGUACUGCCAGAAGCACUAGUGCGUCUAGUUCUUCUAGUGAAUCAAUGGGAGCUGAAGAACCGCCUAUUCCAACUACUGGAACCACUGAGGAGAGAAAUGACGAGACUGAAGAACCUCCUUUUGGAGUAUGGCCUCAUCGAUUGAGUGCUAUGUUGGCGUGCCUAAGUUGUACUGUAGGAAUAUUUAAUAUAUCUAGGUUUGCUAUGUUCAGCGUCCAUUUUGGAGCCUGCUUCAUAAUACAGUUCUUAAUCCUUUCACUUUUGGUUGGAAUACCAUUAUUUACAUUAUACCUAAGUAUAGGCCAAGUGCUGGGUUCGGGGCCAGUGGACAUGUGGAGGAUAUCGCCAAUAUUUCAAGGAGUUGGUAUCUCGUUGCUCGUUAUUCAAGCUGUAAUCGGAAUGUAUAGUAUAAUUGGCUUGUCAUGGUUGUUCGUUUACUUCAGAGAUUCAUUUAUAACAUCCGAAGACAAAUACAAAUGGGCGCUGCCUCAUGAAUACAAUUUUGAUGAUGGUAACUUUAAAAAUACAUCGUUUAAAAUACAGGAAACAUUGCCUCAGUAUUUCCAUGGAGAAGUAUUACAAAGAAAUUUGGGCGUCACUAAUAUAUACUAUGGAACUAUAAAGUUCCAAAUUGCAUUUAACUUGGCCGUUGUUUGGAUGAUAGUUUUUGUUUCGCUCAGCAAAGGACUCCGAUCUUAUGGCAAGGCUGUGUAUAUGCUGAUAUUCCUGCCUAUUUGCGGCACACUGGUGUUGUGUACAAAACUACUCACGCUUAUACCCUACGAUUCCGUCACCAAUAUAUUUUUGGAAACUGAAUGGAGUGAAUUUUUCAUCAACAGUAAUAGUUGGGCUGCGGCAGCUCAAGAGAUAUUCUUCACUUGGGGUCUUUUAGGACCAUGUAUAAUGCAAUUAACAUCACACAAAAAUUCAAAGAAGAAAACCAAUGUCACACUGCAGAAGGAAAGUGCCUGUAUAAUAGCAUUCACAUUUGCUGUUCUAUUGUUGGGAUCUUUUUUGGCCAAUGUUUGUGUUCAGAUUUUAAGGAAUUACGGAUAUAUUUACGUGCCAGGUAGUUUUGAGACACUAAAAUCAUUCCAAUUUCUAUGGCCCAUGUCGGAACCAAUGCCAGGGAACACAGUGUCUACGCCCACACGUUAUAUGGGCCACUAUGGUAGUAUAGUUGGAGUGACCGUUUGGCGGACGGGUAACGCCGCGAAAUCUUAUAGUGGUUGGCAACCUUUGCAGCUGGCAACACAAAUCGUACCAGCAACACUUGCAGUUUUGCCAGCCAAUAUCCUAUCCCCAGCUUGGGCGGUGAUAUUCUACUUCAUCUUGAUAAUGUUCGGCAUAGCUCAGCAGCUUGCUAUAUGGCACUGCGUCAUCACGGGCAUUAUGGCUAUCAACCCGGAAGGGCUUCGGGUCUGGGAGACCACUAUCACAUUUUUGAGUUGCGUUUUUGGACUGGCCGUCGGCUACCUGCUCAGUACAGAUGCGGGCGUGGUGGUGGUGCACUUCGUGGACGUGGUGUGGGCGGGCGCGUGGUGGCAGUGCGCCGCGCAGGCCGCGCUGGCGGUGGCGCUGUUCGCGGUGCGCGGGCGGCCCUACUCGCCGGACACGCUCGCACGGGCGUUGUUCCUCGAGCGACGCAAGCUGUCGGCCGCGUUGGCCGCGCUGCUCAGCUUCGCCUGGACUGUCGUCUUGCCCGUAGUACUAUGUGCCAUUUGCGUCAUGGACUUUCGUAUUGGACAGCAGCGGCAAUUUUACUCUUGGAGGAAACAUGGAGGAUACUGGCCGGUAUGGACCCGCCAAUUAGCAGUGUGUAUGCAGCAAGGUACCCUGCUAAUCAUACCCAUUACGGCUUUCAUACAAACCUGGCGGUACAUGAGUAAAGGCCCACCCGAUAUAUUUGAUGAAUAUGGAACUAGCGAUUGUACUGAAGAGUUGCGUAUACAAAAUCUGUACCGGCCACGGAUGGGCUUAGAGAGCGAGCAGCCGCCGCCUCGGUCGUUGCCCCGAGCGUUCCCCCCCGGGCCCGCAACCCCUGCGAGCCCCACGCCGCCCCCGGAUCCCCCCCCGAAAUACACGCCGCCACCCUCGUAUUCCACCGCCACUGGCGCACGUCUCCUCACCACCAUACGGCGUAGCUUCAGACGAUUGCGCAGGAUAACGUCAAGCCAUUUAGAACAACCGCAACAAGACGAAACAUCACAAAUACCAAUCACACUAAGCGAGACGGUCGACCGGGACCGAAUUGAAAUCGAAGCUCAACCACCACAUUAUAGCGGCGUCUUCGCGACACCUUCCAUUACAAUAACAGACGAAACAGACUCAAGAAUCAGUAGACCGAGAUCAUCGACAUCGCGUAAUUCUCUCUCACUCACACGCGACUACCUCAGGAGAUCUUUCGUCAGAAAAAGUGAUUCUGCAAAGAGCAUUCGCUCUAGUUUGCGCAGGAGUUUCAAAUAUGGCGUCGCCAUUACGAACAGCCAUGAACAGUUGGUGCGUGAAGCGGAGCCCAUAUCCAAUACUGUUGCUAUGUCGGACAUGUUGGAUACCGAGGGCGCAUCUCAUACGCGUAGCCUUGCCUCUGUGAUAUGAUUUUUAAACCGCCUUUGAGGCAUCACAAUCUAUUAAAGCAGGGGUGAGCAACCUUUUGUAUUAGCGGGCCAAUUUAAAUUUUAAAAUUGUUUGGCGAAUCGUACAUAAAGCAAUAGCUAUUAAUAAUAUACAAAACUUUAAUGAUUAUAAACACAGAAUGAAAACAUUUAAAAUAAAAAAAAAAGUAAUGGGUUCCUAUACAAAUUUUAAUGCAAAGCAAACGUUCUUAUUGCAUGUUUGAACAAG